GAAGGAAGAACUAAGAACCAUAACACUUGUCAAGAUAACCCCGAGCCCCCUAAUAGCAGAGCAGAGCAAGGCAAGGUUCCGUCCAAUAGAGUUGGAAACAGUAAUGCCGCGACUGAAGGCAGCAGCAGCCUUACUUGUAAGGCGGAGUAGAAGCUGUUAUUUCCAUUACAGAAACCUCUCUUCUCUUACAAGCAAUUCCUCAAUCGAUGAUGAUCCCGAUAAUCAAGUAUUAGUUGAAGGCAAAGCUUGUUCGAGAACAGCCAUUCUCAACAGACCCUCUGCCCUCAAUGCACUCAAUACUAGCAUGGGUGCGCGAUUGCUGAAAUUGUAUAGAUCUUGGGAGGAUAAUCCAGAUAUUGGUUUUGUGGUGAUGAAGGGCAGUGGCAGGGCAUUUUGUGCAGGUGGAGACAUUGUUUCUCUUUAUCACUUGAUAAACCAAGGCAAGUUGGAAGACUGUAAGGAAUUUUUCCGGACAGUAUAUAGUUUCAUAUAUGAACUAGGUACAUAUUUGAAGCCGCAUGUGGCUAUUUUGGAUGGCAUUACCAUGGGUGGUGGUGCUGGAGUUUCAAUCCCUGGUACAUUCCGAGUUGCAACUAAUAAAACUGCUUUUGCCACCCCUGAAACUCUUAUUGGAUUCCACCCUGAUGCUGGUGCAUCCUUCUUUCUCUCUCAUCUGCCUGGUCACCUAGGGGAAUACUUAGCUUUAAGUGGAGAAAAACUCAAUGGCGCAGAAAUGAUUGCUUGUGGCCUAGCUACACACUAUUCAUAUAGUGAAAGGCUUAAAUUAAUUGAACAACAGCUUGGGAAACUGUUCACAGAUGAUCCUUCUGUCAUUGAAGCAACUUUAGAAAAAUAUGGUGACCUUGUCCAUCCAGAUAAGAUGAGUGUAAUUCACAGGAUUGAAACUGUUGAUAAAUGUUUCAGCCAUGACACUGUUGAAGAAAUAUUUGAUGCUCUGGAAAGCGAGGCUUCUGGAACCAAUGAUGCAUUUUGCAAUUCCACUCUAAGAAGACUUAAAGAGGCAUCACCAUUGAGCUUGAAGGUUUCCUUAAGAUCUAUAAGAGAAGGUAGAUUUCAAACACUCGAUCAAUGCUUGGUUCGUGAAUAUCGAAUGUCCUUACAGGGAAUAUUCAAGCAGAUCUCCACUGAUUUUUGUGAGGGUGUUCGUGCACGAAUGGUGGACAAGGACUUAGCACCGAAGAGUUCAUCUGCUGAGCUGGUGGUGGAUUAACAACAGUCAUCUGCAUAGCAGCAUUUUCAGAUAGAUUGUUCUUCAUCUCUCUGUGCUCCUGACACAAGGCACACCAAUGCAGGCAACAGUGGACUGGGCAUGGGUCACAUGGUGAAUUCUGCAGAAGAGUUUCACAAUAAAGUCAGCAAAUAUCAAUCAGCAUUUAGCAUCAGAUUUGUCCAUGAGCCAGCAAAUAGGAUCAGAAUGGCCCAUCAAAUGCUAGACGAUAAUGUUGAUAACCGAUAUCAAAAUUUAAUUGCAGAAAUGCACUAAGGUCAUGUUUAGUAUAGCGUAAUCAAAACUAUAAUAUAAUCGUGAUUACAUUGCAUAUUUAAUUACGUUGUUUGGUAACACAAUAUAAUUUGACACAA
This is a messenger RNA of Hevea brasiliensis (rubber tree), 1602 nucleotides long. Its product is annotated as 3-hydroxyisobutyryl-CoA hydrolase-like protein 1, mitochondrial. The transcript has 14 exons. Gene Ontology annotation, biological process: L-valine catabolic process. The record is from RefSeq and is a predicted model, not a curated record. Bases 104 to 1231 code for a protein of 375 amino acids. Gene Ontology annotation, molecular function: 3-hydroxyisobutyryl-CoA hydrolase activity. NCBI's taxonomy places the organism in Eukaryota, Viridiplantae, Streptophyta, Magnoliopsida, Malpighiales, Euphorbiaceae.